Symbiodinium necroappetens is the source of this 687-nucleotide messenger RNA. The record is from the annotation of a GenBank genome assembly. NCBI's taxonomy places the organism in Eukaryota, Dinophyceae, Suessiales, Symbiodiniaceae.
GCGCGGUCUUGGACGCCGGCAGUUCUCGGCCGCAACCUGGAGUUCCUCUGCUGCUCCCGGUGCCCGGGGUGGGCGAAUUCAACGGAGAUCUGCGCACGUCGGACAUCGGACCAUCGGAGAGGGAGAAACUCCGAGAGCCAGGGCGAAGCAGGGCGAAGGUUCCGAAGAGCUCAGAAUGGGCCACGAAGGGCGGCGUGCUUCACAGCAACUCCCAUGAGAAGGCUGCAGCCGAGUUCUAUUUCGGUUCUAAAGGCUGUCGCUUCUCCUCUUGUCCGCACGGGACGUCGCACUGCUCCAAGCUUCCCAGCUUCCUCGGUGAUGGCGACAUUGCUCUGUGACAGCCGUAGGAACCUCUUCUCUGGCCAUGUUUUCACAUGGCUUGGAGGGGUCCAUUCCAUGUCCAUGCUUACUCUGAGCACAGGCGCCGAGUCCACCCAGUUGCCAUUCACGCCCGUGACACCUCUGCAGGUUACUUGUACGCAUAGCGGUGACCUUGUCUACUGCGGAGCCGAGGGAUAUCGCCAAGCCUGCAUCUCGCAAGCCGCCAGCAACGUGUUUAAGAAGUUUACGUGGAUGAAAGCCGUGCGCCUGAUCAGGACCCCUUCAGCAGAUGGUGCCGUGGCGGCAGGCCCGCACACUGCGCGAGACUUCACCGGCACGCCCGUGAUGUUGUUUGAUCACUGGUCU